This is a messenger RNA of Cyprinodon variegatus (sheepshead minnow), 2364 nucleotides long. RefSeq names its product pseudouridylate synthase 7-like (gene pus7l). Gene Ontology annotation, cellular component: nucleus. Gene Ontology annotation, molecular function: pseudouridine synthase activity; RNA binding. Gene Ontology annotation, biological process: pseudouridine synthesis. The record is from RefSeq and is a predicted model, not a curated record. The transcript has 10 exons. The coding region runs from base 120 to 2219 and encodes 699 amino acids. Lineage: Eukaryota; Metazoa; Chordata; Actinopteri; Cyprinodontiformes; Cyprinodontidae.
AGUAGACGUAGAUUGUCUUUCGGCGUGGCCGUGUUUACAAGCUGCUGGUUUACACGGUGUGUGCGGCGUUGUACCGUAAACAAAUAAUGAAAUAAUUCUAAUAAGGUUACGAUCCAUUUAUGGUUUCAUUUGGAAAUGAUCAGAUAAGCAGUAAACGCAUUUUUCGGGGAAUGUUCGAGUCACCUGUAAAGGUGACUAUGAAGGGCGAUGAGGCUGUAAGGGUACCUGCAUACUUCAUAUCAAAACAUGAAGGCUUUGUUGGAAGCAUCAAAACCUUCAUGGAGGACUUUGUUGUCACAGAGAUCGACAUUAAUGGACAGAGGGUAAAAACAGCUCAGAUCAUGCAGACAGCAGGAGGCGCCUCCUCACAGCAAAACCAAAUGAAAGCAGAGUCAAAGGAGAACCUUUACUGUUCAGGCUCAAAUGAUGCUGAAGUUUCAUCAGACUGGGGGGCAGGUUCAGACACCCCUCUGCCCUCUUUAGGAAGCUUUGAUUUAGAUGUUAUUUUAGGUCCUUCUGUGAGUGAAGAUCUGGAGCAGUUUGUGAUGACCCUACGAGAAAAAAGGCCAUCUGGUCCAGAACUCUCUCUGGGCUCCUUCUCUGACAAGCACCAGAGAGCCAACGUCCACCGGGCCGUCCGCCACCGCUUUCCCUUCCUCUUGACUGUCACCAUCCAGCCAGAGAUCAGGGUGAGGGAAGACCCUGACUACAGGGAGCUGGCCAGACUGGUCAGAGAGGAGGAGGCUGAGGACUUCUUCAGGUUCAUUGACGCCAAGGUGAGAGGGUCGUCUUACACUUUUGGACCGGAUGACAGCAAGGAGCACAGGACUGCGGUUCACCACUUUCUAAAUAGAAGGUUUGGGAAGCUGGUGGAGACAAAGAGCUUCAGCAGCCAGGGGAGAACGUCCAUCUCAGUUAGGCUGAGAGAGCAUGGCAAGCCCAAGAAGAGAACAGCAGAAGAACGCAGAGAAGAAGACAUUUAUACAGCAUUCACGCUGUGCAAAGAGAAUCUGGAGACUUUGGAAGCCAUCAGCUACAUGGCAGCUGCUCUCGGGGUCCUGCCGUCAGAUUUUACUUACGCUGGCAUCAAAGAUAAGAGAGCCAUCACCUACCAGUCUAUGGUGGUCAAAAAGGUCUCGUCUCAGCGGUUGAAAGAGAAAGCAGGAGAAUUUGAGAAGAGAGGGAUGCGUCUGUCUCAGAUCCGCUCCGUCGGCGAGCCUCUAAAGCUGGGGCGACUGCGGGGGAAUCACUUUGACCUUGUGGUCCGCAACCUUAGACCACACGGAGCUUUAGACGGACAUUUGGCCGACGCUGAUGUUCACGCUCGGCUGGCAGCUCUCAUAAAGGAAGCAGUGGAGAACGUAAAGAGGAGAGGUUUUGUCAACUACUACGGGCCGCAGAGGUUUGGAAGUGGACAGAGUGUUCUGUCUGAUCAAGUAGGAUUGGCUCUGCUCAAAGAGGACAUGGUCAGCGCCGUACGGCUGUUCUUUUCUCACGAGGAAAAUGAGGAACCUCAGAGCGUUGCAAAGAGACAUUUCCUCCAAACAAAUAAUGCAAAGGAGUCUUUGGCGCUGAUGCCCCUGUCCAAGCCCAGGGAGCGGCUGAUGCUCCGCGCUCUGAAUCGCUACGGUAACGGCCCGGAUGGUUGCGUCCAAGCGUGGCUAAGUCUGCCCCACAGCAUGAGGAUUUUCUACCCUCAUGCCUAUUGCAGCAGGGUGUGGAACGAAGCAGCGGCAUACAGGCUCUCCACUAUGGGCCUUGGUGUCAGAGAAGGCGACCUGGUUUGGACACAGAGAGAGGAAAACAAAGCAGAGGAGCCUGGAGAGGCGGCUUCUCCACAGGUCCAUGUGGUGACACAUGAGGAGGAGCAAGCAGGAGUAUAUUCACUAGAACAAGUGUUAUUACCAAUGCCAGGAAACUCUGUUAAAUAUCCAGAAAACGCUAUGAGAACCUGGUACCAGGAGAGACUGGCAGGAGACGGGUUGGCAGAAUGCCGCUUCAGAGUGAGCAGCCUUAAACUGAACCUUCCUGGCUGCUACCGCCCCCUGCUGGCCAUCCCACACAACCUAAGCUACCAGCUACAGAGAGCAGCCUGCAGCCGUGGCGCAACAAAUCAAGAAUCAGCCAUGGAGUCUCUAAUACUCAGCUUGAACUUUGACCUGGAUUCCUCUUGCUAUGCCACUAUUUGCCUCCGAGAGAUCAUGAAGUGUGAGGUUUGAAAUCAAAAGUUAAAGCUGUUCUAUUUCUUUUUUUUUAAACUGUUUUGUUCGGUGAUGUUGUAUUAAAAAGCAUGAUAAUGAGUUGAGGUUGACAAACAUGAACUUUAAAUGUUAAAAUGUUGACGUUUAUCCUUUGUGCUGUUAU